Molecule: messenger RNA, 1266 nt
Organism: Vigna unguiculata (cowpea)
Lineage: Eukaryota; Viridiplantae; Streptophyta; Magnoliopsida; Fabales; Fabaceae
Product: phenylcoumaran benzylic ether reductase Pyrc5-like
Molecular function (GO): oxidoreductase activity
Source: RefSeq, a predicted model, not a curated record
AUAGCAAAUUAAGUUUGCAAUAUCUAUUCCUUCUUCUCUUUCAUAAUCUUUGUCUGCUAAAAAAUUGCUUACUUUCAAUGGAAAACAGUGGUAAUAGUAAGAUUCUGAUAAUCGGAGCAACAGGGUAUAUGGGAAAGUUCAUUGUGGAAGCAAGUGCUAAGGCUGGUCACCCCACCUUCGCCCUCGUUCGAGAGUCAACUCUUUCUGAUCCAUCAAAAUCACCCAUUAUUCAAACAUUCAAAACCUUAGGUGUCAACCUGCUUUUGGGAGAUAUUCAUGAUUACCAGAGUUUGGUUGAGGCGAUAAAGAAGGUGGAUGUGGUAAUAUCUUCUGUGAGUCACACGCAGUUAGAAGAUCAAAACAACAUCAUUUCUGCUAUUAAGGAAGCCGGAAAUAUUAAGAGGUUCUUUCCUUCGGAGUUUGGAAAUGAUGUGGAUCGAACUAAUGCUAUAAGUGAAGGACACGAGGUAUAUGACAGAAAAGUUAAAAUUCGUCGAACCGUUGAGGCUGAAGGAAUUCCUCAUACCUAUGUGGUGGCUAACUUUCUCACUGAACACUUCCUACCCACUCUGUCAGAACUUCGUUGGAUAAAAACACCACUCGAUAAGGUUGUUAUAUUUGGGGAUGGAAACACCAAAGCUGUUCUUAAUACGGAAGAAGAUGUUGCGACAUACACCAUUAGAAGUGUUGAUGAUCCAAGAGCCUUGAACAAAGUUCUGUUUGUCCGACCACCGGGUAACACGUUGUCGUACAAUGAUCUGGUAUCUCUCUGGGAGAAGCAUCACAGUGAGACUCUUAAAAGAGUGUAUAUCUCGGAAGAGGAAAUUUUGAAGCUUAUUAAAGAAUCUUCAUACCCCAUCAACAUGGGUCUGUCAAUUUCCCACGCUGGGUAUGUGAAGGGAGAUCACAUUAACUAUGAAAUUAAGCCUUCAUUUGGAGUUGAAGCUUCAACGCUCUACCCUGACGUUAACUACACAACUUUAGACGAGUUCUUCCGUAAAAAUGAUGCUCGCACGCCAUUUUUCUUGAACCAAAUUGUAACCGUUAAAGAUGCAUAAAACAGAGUUAGGAUAUAUUUUCUUGUUGUCAAACGUUGUCAUCCAAAUAAAGAAACAUAGAGUUAAUAAAGAUGUUGUAGUUCUGUCUCAUGUCUUAUAAUAAAAUCAGUGUUUGUAAGUGUUUAUUAUUGCCUUUUUGUGCGGGGAAAUCAUCUAUUGACCCAUAAAAGUGUAUAUUCAUUCACCUUUCUGCACCAAUUUCAAUUAA